Molecule: messenger RNA, 1080 nt
Organism: Drechmeria coniospora
Lineage: Eukaryota; Fungi; Ascomycota; Sordariomycetes; Hypocreales; Ophiocordycipitaceae
Product: hlj1 protein
Exons: 2
Coding region: 1-1080 (359 amino acids)
Biological process (GO): cellular response to misfolded protein
Cellular component (GO): endoplasmic reticulum membrane
Molecular function (GO): Hsp70 protein binding
Source: RefSeq, a predicted model, not a curated record
AUGCCGGGCGCAACGGCCACGGGCGCCGACACGGGCGACUCGGCGGCUCGUUCCCGCGACCACAAGCAGGGCAACCAGGGCCGCUCCUACACGGUCGAGCAGAAGGCGGCGGUGCUGCGCAUCCGGCGGUGCGACGCGACGGCCUUUUACGACAUCCUCGGCAUAGAGUCGGUCAAGAAGACGUGCACCGACGCCGAGAUCAAGCGGGCGUACCGGAAGCAGUCGCUGCUGACGCACCCCGACAAGAAUGGCCACGAGCACGCCGACGAGGCCUUCAAGAUGGUCAGCCGCGCCUUUGGCAUCCUCGGCGACAAGGAGAAGCGCGAAAAGUUUGACAGGUUCGGCACCGACCCCGACAGCCGCUUCGCCAACGCGCAGGCCCAGAAUCCCUUUGCCGGCUUCGCCAGGCGGCAGCCGUCGGGCGGCAUGGCCGGAGGCGGCGGCGGCGGAGGCGUGUGGGAGGACGAGAUGAGCCCCGAGGAGAUGUUUGCGCGCUUCUUCGGCGGCGGCGGCGGCUUCGGCGGCGGCGGCGGCUUCGGAGGGCCCCAGUUCGUCUUCAACCUCGGCGGCGGACCCGGCAUUCGGGUCCAUCAGUUUGGCGGCGCGCGACCGCGGCGGCGACCGCGAGACGGCGAGGGCGCCGAGGAGCCGCAGCAGCAGGGCAUCGGCCUGCAGAACCUCCUCGGCCUCCUGCCCAUCGUCUUCUUCUUCAUCCUGCCGCUGCUCUCGUCGCUCUUCUCGGGCGGCUCGUCGUCGGCGUCGCCGCGCAUCGUCUACGACUACCCGCGACCGCCCCUGACCGAGGGCCGGAUGACGCCGAACCUCAAGGUGCACUACUUUGUCAACCCGGCCGAGAUCAAAUCCUACAGCAAGUCGAAGCUGAGCCAGCUGGACCGGACGGCCGAGGUCAACCUCGUGCGCCAGCUCAACGGCGAGUGCGAAAACGAAAAGAUGUUCAAGCAGCGGCUGCGCGAGGACGCCAUGGGAUGGUUCUACCAGGACCCCGACAAGAUGGCCAAGGCCGACGGGUACAAGAUGCCGUCGUGCGAGAGGCUCAAGGCCCUCGGCGUCGGACGGUAG